CAAAAAUUAUCAAAAAUCAUCAAAUGUCUACAGAAAUACGAAAGCGCCGGCGAGAAAACGAGGUGAAAAAAUGGACGGAAGCCGAAAUCAGAACAGUGCUGUGCUAUAUGGAGGAACACCGAAACAUCGAGGCGAAUUUUUGACACAUUACUUAUUUAUUUUAAUAUAAUUACAUCUCCUUUAAUUUCAGAAACCAAAAGCGAAAACCUAUUAUAGUAAGUUGCUUGCAGAAACAAAAAUUGAAGCGACAUUCAACAUUUUAAAAUGCAAGGUUCGGUAUCUAAAAAACCAAAUGAAAUCGGCAGAACACUGGCUAAAUUCCACGGGCUCUGGAGUAGAGGAUGGCGAUGUAGAGCUGACUGUUAUGGAUAAAGUGCUUAACAGUUGUCCGCAUUACAAACAUUUAGCGGACAUUUUUGCUACGGAGAGGGAAGCUGAGGUGGUGGUAAUGAGCUCCUCUGCAAUGGAACUCGACCCUGUGGAAAAUGUUGUGGAUAAUUUAGAAGACCCCGAAGCGGAGGAAGAACGCGACAUUUCUGAGUUGGCAUCUGGCUCACCUGCGGCCAGGUUUUUACAAAAAAAAUUAAGGCCAAACAACAAAACACUGCCAGGGAUAAACUGGCUACGUUAGAAGCUGAACGAAUGAGCUU
Bactrocera latifrons is the source of this 650-nucleotide messenger RNA. RefSeq lists its product as uncharacterized. The coding region runs from base 293 to 631 and encodes 112 amino acids. The transcript has 3 exons. The record is from RefSeq and is a predicted model, not a curated record. Lineage: Eukaryota; Metazoa; Arthropoda; Insecta; Diptera; Tephritidae.